Seminavis robusta is the source of this 853-nucleotide messenger RNA. Lineage: Eukaryota; Bacillariophyta; Bacillariophyceae; Naviculales; Naviculaceae. The record is from the annotation of a GenBank genome assembly.
CGAGCACACAAAUUCCACCAUCGGGCACACAUUUCCAAAGAAAGCAACACUCUACAGCCGUAGAUAGCUACACUGUACCGCUAGCCACAAAAACAAACCAUGAACCUCUUCAAGAAACUCUUCCGUCGCAAGAAGUCUAAGGCUUUGGUCAAAGAGACAACAGAGUCUGAUAGCAGGAAUACAUCAGCAACUGAACAAAGCUGGAAGCAUGAUCUUGUGGUGGCCUUUGUGCAGGAAUGGAACAAUCAUGACUUCGAAAGUGCCAAGAAGCUGGUUUCAACAGAUUUUGUUGUUGUGUUUGUAGCAGCUGACAACAUGGAGCUGGAAUAUCAAGACUUUGCUGCUGAGGUCAACAAAAUAUUUGAUGCCUUUCCAGAUUUUGCCUUCAAAUAUGAAUCCAUUGAAGAGCAGGCUGAUGGUGCGGUUGUCCUCCGCAAUUUGAUUCCCCAUGGGCACCAUACAGCCAAGCCAUAUGCCUUUGGACCAUGUCCUCCGAUUGAGCCAUCAGGACAGUAUGUUGAGAACUCACCAGAAACACUCUACUUCCACUUCAACGACAGCAAGAUCAGCAAGCAAGUUGUUCAUGCACAAGGUGAAAUGACAGGGCCACCUGGCAUUUACACCCAGCUUGGGGGCUUCCCAGCUUUGUAGUUGGGAAGGCUGCGGGUUGCCCGUGUUGGAUAGUGACCUGUGAUCUGUGAUGUGGAAGCAUGAGAGGUUUUCGUGAGGUAGGAUACAAGUGAGCCUCAGCUGUAGAGGUUUCUACUACAAUCUGCGUCCUGUUUGUCUGCAAUGGCUGGACGGUAGUAGUUAGCCAGUAAACAUUUAAUUAUUAGCUGCAUAAGUUUUGUCG